Messenger RNA from Cynara cardunculus var. scolymus (artichoke), 2817 nucleotides. Its product is annotated as 5'-3' exoribonuclease 3-like. The record is from RefSeq and is a predicted model, not a curated record. NCBI's taxonomy places the organism in Eukaryota, Viridiplantae, Streptophyta, Magnoliopsida, Asterales, Asteraceae. The coding region runs from base 1 to 2817 and encodes 938 amino acids. The transcript is spliced from 24 exons. Gene Ontology annotation, molecular function: 5'-3' RNA exonuclease activity; RNA binding. Gene Ontology annotation, cellular component: nucleus. Gene Ontology annotation, biological process: nuclear-transcribed mRNA catabolic process.
AUGGGUGUGCCGUCGUUUUACCGGUGGCUGGUGGACAAGUACCCAAAAAUAGUGGUGAAUGCAGUUGAGAAGGCGGAGGAAGACGACGGAACUCUGCCCAACCCAAAUGGCCGUGAAUUCGAUAAUCUUUAUUUUGAUAUGAAUGGGAUCAUACACCCAUGUUUUCAUCCCGAGGACGAUGACGUUCUUGCUAAACAGUUGACUUACGAGGAAGUAUUCGAAAGCAUAUUUGAGUACAUAGAUAGGAUCUUGAAGAUAGUUAGACCCAGAAAGCUUUUGUUCAUGGCCAUUGAUGGGGUUGCUCCUAGAGCAAAAAUGAAUCAGCAACGAACCAGAAGAUUCAGAAACGCCAAAGACCGUGAGAUCCUUGGGAAGGAAGAAGAAAGGUUACGAAGACAGUAUGAACUCGAAGGUAGAGAUCUUCUGCCAAUAGAGGAAUCGGAAGUUUCUGAUUCGAAUGUAAUCACUCCGGGCACUUUGUUCAUGGCCCAGUUAUCAGAACAACUCCAAACUUACAUUCGUUUGAGGAUCUCCAGCAACCCGGCGUGGAAACGGCUAAAGGUUAUCCUUUCGGAUUCAAAUGCCCCUGGUGAAGGUGAACAUAAAAUCAUGUCGUUCAUACGGCUUCAGCGUACUUGCCCAGGUUACAACCCCAAUACAAGCCACGUCCUGUAUGGUCUGGAUGCCGACCUUAUAAUGCUGGCUCUGGCCAGUCAUGAAGUUCAUUUCUCUAUUCUGCGAGAGAACGUUCUCGUGGAAGGUAAUACUAGAACCAGUAACUCAACGGAGUUGUUGUCGGCUGGAAACUCUGAAGCCAAUGUGGCGAAUUGUAGAGGGUGGUUUAAACAGUUUGAACUGAACCAAGGUUUGAAAGAUACGGCUGAACGAAUGAGCAGCCUUGAUAUUUCUUGUAAAGUUAGCAAGAGAAAGUCUUUGGUGAAGAAGAAGCCUUACCAGUUUCUUCAUGUUUGGAUACUGAGAGAAUAUCUGCACCUUGAUUUGAAGAUGAUGAAUCUGCCUGAUAAAUUUGAAGCUGAUAUUGAACGACUGAUUGAUGAUUUCAUCUUCAUCUGCUUCUUUUCUGGAAACGAUUUUCUACCUCAUAUGCCCGGCUUAGACAUUCAUGAGGGUGCGAUAGAUUUGCUGAUUCAUGUGUACAAGGAAGAGUUCAGGAAUCUCGGAGGGUAUCUGGUUGAUGUGCAAAAGGCCGAAGACAAGAAAGGUGGUUACAUCAAGCUGAAAAGAGUGGAAAAGUUCAUCCUUGCAGUCGGUGUUUAUGAAGACAAAAUUUUCACGAAAAGAUCAAAACUUCGUGAGAGUAGCCUAAGACGCAUGCUUUCAAAAAGCGAAGAUGCCAGGGGUAAAGAAGAGGACUCGUCUCCUGAUGGUGCUUCGUCAUGCAGCGUGAGAUUGCCCAACCACGAUAUUGUAGAGAACACUAAAAAGUUGAAGGAGCAACUGAAAUCUUAUGCUCGAGCGAUGUCAGAUGUAUCCCAGAAUGGUCUUGUUACAGACGUGGUGAAAUUUGGUGAUCAUGGAUGGAAGAACUGGUAUUAUAAUCACAAGUUUAAAGCUGAAACUGUAGAAGAGAUGGAAAAAAUGCGGAAAAUUUUGGUAUCAAAAUAUACCGAAGGACUGUGUUGGGUUCUUCUGUAUUACUUCUCAGGCGUUCCAUCGUGGAAAUGGUUUUUUCCGUACCAUUAUGGCCCCUUUGCUUCUGAUCUGAAAGGUCUUUCAAGUACAAAAAGGACGUUUCAGAAAGGAAAGCCGUUUAAACCAUUUGAUCAGCUGAUGGCAGUCCUCCCGCCGACGAGUGCACAUGCUCUGCCGGUUUCAUAUCAGUCGCUCAUGACUGCUGAAGAUUCAAGCAUUCUUGAUUUCUAUCCCACUGAAUUUGAUACGGACACUGAUGGGAAAAGAUAUCUUUGGCAGGGUAUCUGCAAACUUCCUUUCAUCGAGGAGGAGCGUCUUCUUGCUGCAACAAAGAAGAUCGAGAAGGAGCUCAGCGAGGAAGAAGCUAAAAGAAAUGCAGAGAAUGUUGAUAAGUUGUUCAUGCACAGUUCAGAAAAUUUAGCCUUGCAAAUUACCAACACUGCCGGUUGCAUGAAGCAAAGUAGCUCAAUCAAGAUCGAUACGGACUUGAGUGGAGACAUAAAUGGUUUUGUCCAUUUUAAGCAAGACUCCGAGGAUGCUAGCGAUUCUAAUGGAUUUGCAAACCAUCGUGAUGUUCUAUGCGUAUACUAUGAACCACCGGUCUCCUCUCUCCACAUACCGUGCGUGCUUGAAGGGACAACCAUCCCGGAAACGGUAGUAACUGAAUCGGACAUUCAGGAGAGGCAAUUGUGGCACGAUAUGCGGGGGUACCAAGGCCAGAUCAAGAGAUCAUAUAACCAUGUUCAAGCAGGAGCUAGRACAAACCCUAAUGUUGGUUUUAAAAGCUCUUCAUCUCCUGGAGUYGYUWUUAGAGGUGGCGGAAGMGGAUGGAGCCCUAGAGRUAGGGGUUACAAUSCUACAAGACCUMUAAAUCAUCAAACCGRCGKCCCUUCUUUUUCUGAUGCUUAUGGAAGAAGAGGUGCACGUGGAAAUAAUAGCAGCUACGCCCAGCGGUCAAGAUGGACUGAUGAACCUAUCAACAGUGGUUUCGAGCAAAAAAGCCGGUCAUCCUUCACUACACAAUCAACCAGAUAUCCUGCAAGGACGGUUGCCAAUAACAAUGAUCACGUCUGGUCUGUGAGGACAGGCUCUGGUUCUGGCACUAAACAGCCGGUGCAACGGUUGGGUGACCCACGAUCACAGAACAAUGACGAUAGGUGGUGA